Molecule: messenger RNA, 2025 nt
Organism: Asterias rubens (European starfish)
Lineage: Eukaryota; Metazoa; Echinodermata; Asteroidea; Forcipulatida; Asteriidae
Product: monocarboxylate transporter 12-like
Exons: 4
Coding region: 48-1388 (446 amino acids)
Biological process (GO): transmembrane transport
Molecular function (GO): monocarboxylic acid transmembrane transporter activity
Source: RefSeq, a predicted model, not a curated record
UGUUACAGUAUAGCUAAAAUGCAGAAUGAAUUUAGGGUCGUUCUAAAAUGGAGCGUGGCUGCUUUGGACGUGUUUUACAGCGUUUAGUCGAUGCUUUCCAAGAUGGCGGUCUACAUGGUUGGAUUGCUGUGUUGGGUUUAUUUAUAUCAAAAAUGGCGUGGGGUGCUCUAACAAAAAGUAUGGGUAUGAUGUUACCUUCCUUACAAGAACAGUUCGUCACUUCAACUUGGUUGAUUGGAUGGAUGGUUGCUAUUAUAGAAGCAAGUGCGUAUCUCUCAAGCAUCAUGGCAACGCCAGUUAAUGAGAGAUUUGGCGCCAGGACUGUGUUAACAGUGUGUGGAUUAGUGGCCGGUAUCUCAAUGAUAACUGCGUCAUUCCUGUCCAGUUUAUACGCCAUUACCUUCAUCCUUACCGUGUUUACAGGACCAGCUAUUGGCUUUUCCUACGUAAUAACAAAACAUCUUAUCGGGUGCUUUUUCACCAAAUCUAUUGCUAUGGCCUACGGAUUGGCAACCUUGGGCAGUGCAUUCGCCUUCGUGGCCGCUGUGCCCUUGAUACAACUCUUCCUAGAUACCUACGGCUGGAGGGGAACAAUGCUACUUCUUGGAGGAUUAUUAUUACAUCUUGCUGUCUGUGGAGCUCUGAUGAAACCACCUGCAGCUAGUAGGAGUCAAGAUGGUUAUGAGGCAGCUCUCACAGACGAGGAGCAAGAGACCGGGGAAGACAAAGUGGCACCAAGCAACUGCUUUGGCUGUUUUACAUUAGUUUAUUCUUUUACUAGAGAUACAUUCCAGCUUGGUUUAUUCUCAUCCAUAUCAUUCUGGCUGGUUGCUCUGAUGUACAGCAUAUAUUUAAUGACAAACUCUGCUUGGUUGAUAUACUAUGUGCAGUAUGCGACCGUGUAUAAAGAAUUCACGUUGGAAGACGCAUCGCAUUUCAUCGUUGCUUUUGGACUCGGGAGGGGGUUCUCCUGCUUUGUGAUUGGUCCGUUGGUCCAAACUGUUCAAGUUUUCAGCACACACACAUGGAUUGCCUUAGCUCUACUUCUACAAACCAUUUACUUCGCCUUGGAUCCUUGGUUGACGUCGUAUUGGCUGAUUACUGGAAAUGCUUUUGUUUUUGGAAACGCUGUGUCAGUGUCAGCAAUACUACUUGAUGUUGUGGUCAAGGAGACUUUCGGCAAAGAACAGAUGGGCCAUGUAUUUGGAUGGACGGGAUCUUUGGCUGGUGUGACAUUUCUCCUUCUUCUAUAUUUUCCAGGAUUGAUUUACGACUUGACUGGAGACUACACCGUUGCUUUCUGUCUGUUGGCUGGUGUACUAUCACUGGCUGUUUUUUCUGCACUGUGGUUAAACUGGAGGCAAAAACACCAUCGCAGCUCAAUUUGAGAAAUUAUCACUAGCAGGUUCUUUGUUAACCAUUAGUUCCGGUUAGCAACUGGCAAAAUAAAACUGAACAAUGUUUUGUUUAAUUACUCAUCGUGUUUAAGUUAACAUGAAUGUAUGACUUCCUAAGACAACACGCUUGGAAAACAUAGUUUAAAGUUUGAAUGGACAGUGAAAGGUUGUUUAUCCGCUGGAUUUUUACAUCAUAGACUGGUCCGCUGUGUCAUCUACCAUCGACUUGACUUAAGCCAGACCGUCGUGUAUGAUAUUGUUUAAUAGCUGUCACAGGUUGUCUAAUGGAAGCAGUUGGUAAUAGUUGUUUUGUAUAUUGUGUGGUACUCUAAAAUAUAGGGCCAUGAUUUGCUGUUGUAAAUAGUGCUAACGCGAGCUGCUACUGUGCAACUGCUGGGGCAAGCGCUACUAGCUACUGUGCAGCUGCUACAGCUACUGUGUUGAAAUGUUGUAAAUAGUUUGGACAGGUGGGCAAGUGCUACUGUGCAGCAGUAAAACUUGCAAUGCAAGCACAAAGAUUUUUUGUUAGGGGCGGUCCUUUGUUUUCCUUGGGGCGUUGGCUCUCAGGAAUGUCUUGAGAAUUUCACUGGUAUGCUUGAGUGUAGAUUGUGGUGGUGGUGUAUAUGAA